GCCGUGGAAAAAAUCCAAAAUGGAGGAAAUAGGUAUCUCUGUGCAGAGUCAGGUUAGUUUGGUUUUUUCUCCUUUUUGCUUUGAUAUGUGAAAUUAUAGUUAAUUUAUUCACGUACUUUGAGAGCUAAUUAGUAGUUUUAGGGAGACCUAGGAUAAUUUCGAUGGAACUAUAGUUAAAAUUAGAGUUUUUCCUUUCUACUAUUUUUUGUCAUUGAGGAAAAGGUGCUUUGUCACGUUGCUUGUUGUCGUUGUACAAAAAGAUUUUGUAGAUUCGUUAUUGAAAUCCAGCCAAAUUCAGAACGCUUGAUUUAAACGCUUAAAGUCAUCAGAGUUUAUCGUUUUCAUUUGUAUUUAAUUUUUAUGUCUGACAAAAAUUAGUUAGGUCACCGAAAGCAAUUAAGUAAAAAGUUAAUUUUAGAAAACUGGUUCUUGUUUGUCCAAGUGUGCAAAUCAAGUUUGAAAUACUUUUGAACUGUUCUGUUCAGGAUUCAAGCAGACCAACAACUGCAGCAAGCAGUUCACUGUCUUCUGUCGACCCAGAUGUAGAUGACCUGUACACAAAAUACAAGAAACUUCAGGCCCAACUUGAAUUUUUAAAAGUCCAGGAAGAAUACAUAAAGGAUGAGCAGAAGAAUCUCAAAAAAGAGUUGCUACAUGCACAAGAAGAAGUAAAAAGAAUCCAGUCUGUUCCUUUGGUUAUUGGUCAGUUUCUUGAGGCUGUUGAUCAAAACACAGGAAUUGUUGGUUCUACUACAGGUAAGGCAUAUCCUCCUUUGAAAAUGAAGUUUUAACCAAAGCACAAACAUGUGUAACACUAGCUUCUUUAACUCCAGGUGAAUGGCAAUGUUGAAAUUGUCUCCAUUAUCUCAGAAAGCUGUGAUUGAGUUUUGGGUGUUUUACUCUGAAUUACUAUAGCCUUACUUACAGUGAAACCUUCUUAAACAUUCCAAGAAAAAUAAAAUUUGAACUAGAUGUAAUCCAAUAUUGAGUUCACUUUUGGCUUAAAUAUCUUUGUCUAUAGCUGAAGAAUUGAAGCAAAUAAUGAACUCAACUUUGAAAUAUUCAACUUUUAAAUUUUACUCCUCCAAGCAACAUAGAGCGGGUUUCACUGUAAGUGGAUUAUUUUUUUACAUUAGUUAUUAAUCUUUUGUUAUUGUUUCCCUCCAGGUUCCAAUUACUAUAUUCGCAUUCUCAGCACAAUUGAUCGUGAGCUGCUGAAACCAAGUGCCUCUGUAGCUCUUCACAAGCACUCUAAUGCUCUUGUUGAUGUCCUUCCCCCUGAGGCAGACAGUAGCAUAGCCAUGUUAACCGCUGAUGAAAAACCAAAUGUCGCUUACUCAGACAUAGGCGGGAUGGACAUUCAAAAGCAGGAAAUGCGAGAAGCGGUUGAACUUCCGCUGACGCAUUUCGAGCUUUACAAGCAAAUUGGAAUAGAUCCGCCAAGGGGUGUAUUGAUGUAUGGUCCUCCAGGAUGCGGCAAAACCAUGUUAGCAAAAGCAGUGGCCCAUCAUACCACAGCUGCUUUUAUUCGUGUUGUUGGUUCAGAGUUUGUUCAAAAGUAUCUUGGUGAAGGACCAAGAAUGGUCCGUGAUGUCUUCCGUUUAGCUAAAGAAAAUGCUCCGGCUAUAAUAUUCAUUGAUGAGAUUGAUGCAAUCGCUACCAAGAGAUUUGAUGCCCAGACGGGAGGUGAGAAAAUUGAUAUCAUUAGGUCGUCACUAAAUGCAUUAGUGAAAAGAAAGUCACUGCCUUUCGGUUAAGCUGUAUCUAGCAUGUACUACAUGUAGCUCAAAAGUUAAUCAACUAACCUGAAAAAAUUUUGACGCGCAGGAUUUAUUACAGUUCUUCUGUAAUUUGAAUUCCCCACAAAAUUUCAUUUGUCUGUCAGCAAGUUAAGAACAGAAUUAACUAAUCCAAUGGCAAUGUCCACUCAGUUUAGACACAACAGACACAACUUUGUUUGCACACUGGUCAUAAUCAUUUAAAUGUAAAGCAUUAAGACUUCAUUUUACAGCCUGUCAAAAUUGUGCAACCAUUUUUCAGAUGAGGUAAGGGAAGUUGAUUGCAACUUGUGUAACUUGUGUGAGACUUUUAAUCAAAAGUUGAAAUCUCCAGAUCUCUGGAUUAUCAUUUGUUAUUAGCAGAAUUGUAUUUGGGGGUAUAGGAAGUUCUUACAUGUAUGUGACACUUAUUUAGAAACUUUAAUUUUCAAUUUAAUAAGUGACAUGUAUUGUUUUUUUGUUUGCUUAGCUGACAGAGAGGUACAGAGAAUUUUGCUUGAGUUGCUAAAUCAGAUGGAUGGCUUUGAUCAGAAUGUUAACGUUAAGGUACAGUACAGAUAACAACAUUUAUUUCCAUAGAUGGUAACCUCCAUUGCAUUAGAUCUUUCUACUCAGGUUUAACAAAGUUUACUGCUAACAUAAUGAACCCCAAUAAAAUACAAGGUUCAACAAAUCCCAGUUUGGUUAAGUCAGAAGCCAAACAUAAUGCACAAGUUAACAGUAAAUAUCACCUUCCUCUUGGAAGGUGGUCAUAUUGUGUUACUUUUACACAGGGUUCUUAUUACAUGUAAGUUUUUAAGUAGACAGGCUGCUAGGAUGUAAAAGUAGGCGGCUUGCCAGUUGAGUUUUGUAGGCAAUUUCAGGCUUUCACUCUCUUACUUUACCCUAUUUCUCCAAAAGGUAGAUGGCUCAAACCUCCAAGUAGCCGGUUUUUUAGCUGGCUGCCCGCACUUAAUGAGAACCCCGUCUACAGAGUGCCAUUUAAUCAAGUAAAAAGUAGCAAUAAUUCUUCCAGUUUAUCCGACAGAAACUUGUUUCAGUAUUGCUGUAUAUUAUUUUUAACUAAUUGUUAUUAACUAUCAGGUCAUCAUGGCAACAAAUCGUCAUGACACUCUUGAUCCUGCCCUUCUUCGGCCUGGGCGCCUGGAUCGCAAGAUUGAGUUUCCCAUGCCUGACAGAAGACAAAAGCGCCUUAUCUUCUCUACAAUCACAGCAAAAAUGAACCUGUCAGAGGAAGUGGACCUGGAGGACUGUAUCCUUUCCAUUUUCGAUAGAAUACAGCAGAGUCUUUAUUCUGUUCUGUCAUCAUUGGGUAAAACUUUGCUCAGCAGCUCUUUCAAUAGAGCAUGCUUUCAUGAUGUGAAAGCAGGAAGUCCUGGAAAAAUUUUUUUGGCAUACUAAUUUUCCUUGAGGUGAAGACAAGAUACAUGUAAUAGAGAUGUGGUAAACACAGCAACAAAAUCAUAGUUUUUUUUCUGAUUAACUUUCAUGUUCAUGUACAGUCGAACCCCGCUAUUUCAAACUCGGUUAAUUCGAAGUCUCACUAUUUUGAAGGAAGAUCGAAUUCCCUUGGAUUUACCCUUAUGUUUUCAGUCAUUUACUGUCAGCUAUUUUGAACUCGGUUAUUUCAAAUUCCCUGCUAUUUCGAACUCAUCGUUUGUUCCCUACACCUUAAAUCAACCCCAGUAUUUCGAACUUGUCAAAAACAGAUUACGUAUAUAAGAGCACAGCUGGAAACAUAUUGCAUUUUAUUUGAGCUCGUGUUGCGUAAUCAUUGACUUAACAAUACUUGACUCACGUGUAGUGUCCCGUUAAGAAAUUCCAGCUGUGUUAUUCAAUUACAAAAGUAAAUGCAAUGUUAGUGAACUGUUCUUUCUGCUGAAAUACUCAUGUUUGAACUCUGAAUUACUGUAUUUUUAUUCAAUCAGUGUCUUUCUUCGUACUGUACUGUAUUUUAUUAAAAAAUGAUUCAUUGUUACGAAUUUUACGCUUCCCAGUUAUUUCGAAACCCUGCUUUUUCGAACUUUUUUUCCACUCCCUUGGGACUUCGAAAUAGCGGGGUUCAACUGUAUAUUAAUAUUUAAAGUCUUAAAGGGUGGGUGUAAAAGGUGCUGUAAGUUUUGAGUGAAAACGUCUUGCAAAGAUUUCAAGAAAGAUAAUUUUCUAGCCUUACAUAGCCUUCUAGCACAGACUUGUACCUCUUUGCCACUUUUAAAAAAGUAAUAUAUAAAAUGUGGCAACUGUGGAAGACAUGUUGUGCUUGCCACGGGAAGCCUAUUUUUUGAAAAUGCUGAUGUUGUAUAGUCAAGUGCAGCAGACAAAAAAAAAUAUCCUUAACUCAUUUGAUAACAGAUGUUGCAAGACCAGACAAAAUCAGUGGUGCUGACAUUAAUGCCAUUUGUCAAGAGGUAAAUAUUUAGAGCAGCACUUUGUUUGAGAAAUGUCUUUUUUUGAAUAAGAAAUGAGCACACAAAGCUGUUUCCACUUAGAAUGUAGGUUAUGUGAGGUUUUACUCAUUGUGCCUUCUUAACUUUGCUCCUACAUGUUGUAGUUGACAAUGUUCUGAUCUUUGUUAAUUUGCCUUGAAGAUGAGUAACAUUCCUUUCUGCCUUGUUUUGUUUUUAGGCUGGAAUGCAAGCUGUCAGGGAAAAUCGAUAUGUGAUUCUGGCUAAAGAUUUUGAGAAAGGGUACAAAAACAAUGUCAAGAAAGAUGAACAAGAGCACGAGUUUUAUAAGUAG
This is a messenger RNA of Porites lobata, 4517 nucleotides long. The record is from the annotation of a GenBank genome assembly. NCBI's taxonomy places the organism in Eukaryota, Metazoa, Cnidaria, Anthozoa, Scleractinia, Poritidae.